Molecule: messenger RNA, 2904 nt
Organism: Didymodactylos carnosus
Lineage: Eukaryota; Metazoa; Rotifera; Eurotatoria; Philodinida; Philodinidae
Source: the annotation of a GenBank genome assembly
AUGGAUUUUGUUACUGUUCUGUUGUGUUUUUUGUUAUUUUUUAUUAUUAUUAUGUUUGUUUUGGGUGGUAUGACCUAUUUCAUAUGGAAAUCGAGUUCUCAAAUAAUCGAAAAUAAUCUACAAGAUCCUACUAGUCAAUCUCAAACAACAAAUCAACGUUAUAAUCGAAAUAAACAGCGAAGCGCAAGUAAGAAAAAGGCAGUAGCUUCGACCACAACAACAGCGGUAGCGGCCAAAAGAAAAGAAAAGAAAAAAGCAAUGAAAAAAUUGCAACAACAGCAAGCAGCGAUCGAAGAGCAAACGCCUACAGGUUCAUCAAACGGUAGUAGCAGCGAGCAAGAAGAGGAAGAAGAAGAAAAACCACAACAACAGUCAGAGUCAAUAGCCGCUAAAACUCGUCAGAAAACAAAAUCAAUCGAAGACAAGAAAGACAUUAAUAUGCCACCAGUACAGCAAACACUACCGAAAAAACCUCAAGCCAGUGUCGCUCCAACAAAACAUGUCGCUGCACAAGCAAAACCAAUUCAACAGAGUGAGAAUAGACCAGUGCAACAGCAGGUCAAACAAAAUGAUACCAAGCCUCAAAAAAAUCAGUUUUUACCAACAUCUCAACAACUACUUGCGAAUAAAACGCAAAACAAUCAAGGAUAUGUAGCGCCGCAUAUAUUAGUUCCGAGCAAUCAGCCCCAAAUUGUUCCACCAUCCCAAAGUCCGACGAUAAGCAAGCCUAAUACGGUACAACAAGAUCAAACACAUCAACGUUUACCUCCUCGUCAGCAACGUUCAGCAAAUAUUCAAUCACUGCCUCAACAGCAACAAGAACAGCAACGAAAUUUCGAUCAACGGCUCGUGAUUGGUUCACGUGUAAAUGGCUUCGCACAGAGCGAACAAGUAGCUCGUAUUCAAGCAUCAUCUUCUCCGUCUCCACAACAACAACAAAGAAGUUCAAUUAACGAAAAUCAAUCACAACGCCAAUCGGCACCUGUGCAACAAGUAUCAACAGCUCGUGUUCAAGCAUCAUCUUCUCCGUCUCCACAACAACAGCAACAACAACAACAACAACAAAGAAGUUCAAUUAACGAAAAUCAAUCACAACGUCAAUCGGCACCUGUGCAACAAGUACCAACAGAUCGUGUUCAAUCACCACCACAACAAGACAAAUCACAAAUAAAUGGAUUUGUACAACAACAUCAAACUCAAGAGCCUCAAAACGCAGAUACCACUCAGAAGGUUCAAUCACUACCACCACCCCAACCAGUCCCGCCUCAUGUACCCGCACUUAAAGUGGAAAUUCCAUCAUCUUCUCCCUCCGUUGUUGCUACUCUUCAACCAAAAAUUAUUGAUCUCGUUAAAUCACUGCCAUCUACGCAAGCUCUCAUUACGGAAUUAAUGCUAAUAUUUGAUUCAGCGUCAUUAUCGUAUGAUGAACUCGAAUUAAUCAUGUACAAAAUCGCCAAUAAACAAUGUCUGCUAAAACACGACUGGAAUCGCCUGUUCGAAAAAGGUCAAAAAGUUGAUCCACGUGAGCAUAUCAAUUCAAUUAUAUCUGAUACCUUAAAAAAUGAAAUGACACUCGUCACGAAAGAACUGCAGCAAGAAAAAAAGAAGACACAAGAGUUGUCCAAACAAUUACAAGAUAAAGAACAGUUAUUGAGACGUUAUUCAUCUCAACCACCGACCGAUUUUGUUCCUCCUGGUCAACAUCAAAAUCAAUUAAUUGGUCUUCAAUUACAAAUACGACAUUUACAAGACGAAAAUCAACAGUUACAUCAUCAAAUCAAUCAGUUUCUCCUUCAUCCACCACCACAACCUCAUUACGAACCUCAAUAUAGUGGUCAACAGCCAUCAAAUGAAAAUUUAAAACAACAAAUAACUAUAUUAACAAAGCAACUGCAACAAUUAACGAUUAAAAAUGUCACUUUAGAAAGAGAAUUCACAAAUUAUGACCGAAGUAACAAGAAUAUGACGGAAUCACUGAAAAAAGCCGAUAAUUUGAAACAACAACGUAUUGAUCAAUUAUUAAAUGAUUUGAAUAAAUUUAAAAAUAGUGAACAAACUAUAUCACAAUUAAAACAAGAUUAUGAUCAAUUGCAAACAAAAUAUAAUCAAUUACAAGAUAAACAAAGUCCAUUAGAUGACGAACAAACAUUAUCAUCAUCAUUAUUAAAUGAAUCUGAACAAUUAAAACAAAAAGAGCAAGAAUAUGCUGAUCUCGAAGCAAAAUAUCAAGCAUUAAAACAAACUUUAACUGACUUAGAAGAGAAACAAAAACAGCAACAACCUCAUGUUGAAAUAGCUCAAAUUCAAAAUCAACUGCGUCAUGAACAAGAAUUAAUUGAACAACUGAAAUUAAAUCAUGUAGAAUUAGAAAAGCAGUAUGAAUUACUCAAACAAAAUGCGGUUGUAAGCGAUGAAUUACGACAAAAACAAGAGACAAUCGAACAAUUAACACAGGAAAAUAAACGGUUAAAACAUGAACUAGACCUUUGUAACGAACAAGAGAUGAAUUUUCAAAAACUUCAAGAAGAGCUAGAAAAACAAAGAGAAUUACGAAAACGAAGUUCAUCUGAAUUAGAAACUAUUCAUGUUCAACUGAAAGAAAAACAAGAACAUAUUGAAAAUUUACAAUCGAAAUUUUCUGAAUUAGAGAGCGAAAAUAAACAAAUAAAACAACAACUCGAUGAUCAAAAACAACUAUCUCAACAAGAAAAUGGUGUUAAUAUUGUUAACAAUCAUCAGUCAAAUGAAGAAAACGAUAAUUUAUUAAAACAGAUACAAUUGUUAACAUUGGAAUUAGAUGAAUUAAAACAAAAAAAUGAUACGUUAAGAAAACGUAAUUGGAAAAUAAUGGAUGAAUUAAAUUCAGCUGAAAAAUUAUUAGCAGAACAAAAAACAAAUGAAUAG